Dicentrarchus labrax (European seabass) is the source of this 1563-nucleotide messenger RNA. RefSeq names its product E3 ubiquitin-protein ligase RNF183. The transcript has a single exon. The record is from RefSeq and is a predicted model, not a curated record. Gene Ontology annotation, biological process: protein ubiquitination. Bases 1 to 975 code for a protein of 324 amino acids. Lineage: Eukaryota; Metazoa; Chordata; Actinopteri; Moronidae. Gene Ontology annotation, molecular function: ubiquitin protein ligase activity.
AUGAGCGAUGAUGAGGAGAGACACAGAUCCGAAGGGAGCAGGAGCCAGAGCCAUGGAGCCAGACAGGCCCCCAACGUCAAACCCAAGCUCAGCCAGAGAGAAAGGAACAGCAGGGAGGACCAGUUGAAGAAGAAGCCUGCAAAAGUGAGGAGAUCGAGGAGCACCGACUCGGAGAGGGUGGAGAGAGGCAGGAGGAGAGAACGAGAUAGGCACCAGGAAGAGAGGAGGCAGCGGGGGAGGAGUGAGGAGGCCCGGAGACGAGACAGAAGGGAAGGAGAGAGCGACCGGAGGAAGGUGAAGCCCCCUCAGGAUGAUGUGGAGGACACUGAGUGCGCUGUGUGUUUCUGCACAUACGAUAACGUAUUCAAGACCCCGAAGCUGCUGGUGUGUGGACACACCUUCUGCCUGGAGUGCCUUGCUCGCAUAAACGUGACCUCUCCUGAGCUCAAGACCCUGUCCUGCCCUGUAUGUCGUGAGCUGACUGACCUCCCCCACGGACAGGACCUUCCCCGCCUGGGCAACAAUCAGGACAUCAUAGGGAAACUCCCACCAGACAUGCAGAGGGCCCUGUCCAUCCGCUUCAAGCGCAAUAAAGGCAAACUGGUCCUGAAGAACCCUCCUCCUAGCAGCCCGAUCAAGCCUAAUAUCCUCACCCUGCCUAAAAAGAGUCCAGAAGGCCAGGUGACAGCGGGCGGUGACCUCCACUUGAGUACAAUGGAGCAGGGAAUAGUCCCAACCACAGUGGUGGAUGUAGGCAGGCCUCCAAGCAGGGUCAGAGGUCGCCUGCGCAGGUUGUUCCGCUCGGACCAGUGCUACUAUGCAGUGGUGGCGUCCAUCAUCACCAUCACGGUGACGCUCAUGCUGGUGGGGAUUCUGGCCUUUGUGAUUAUACCGAAUGUGGUUAUUCACCGUAGGCCUGUUCAUCAAGGCAACCAAACAUCAUUCGGUCCCCCAGGAAGUGGAUCCCCUCCCUGAAGGGGGCAGGGGUGGACAGGCUGUGGGUUGAGGGAGAGUAUAUGACACUAAACUUGUUGUAUUCUCAGUGAUGUCUUCUCUUGGUGAGUAAUGGUGAAAAUAAAACAAAACACUGGGACACAUUCAAGCUGAUUGGCAUGCAGUGAAGCGAAGAAAUGAAGGGAAACGAGGACAGCAACAUUUUUGUAAACAAACGACACGCAGACUCAAAGUUGUACAUGAAGGAAAGAGGACAAACGUGUGCAUGUUUCUUAAACGAUCUAUAUGUUCUUUUCUGAACAUGUUUGUGAUUACUGUGAAAAGCCAGAAACACUGUAUGUGUAAAUAAACUGUCCAUAAUGAUUAAGAAGCUGUAAAAUAUUGAAAUGCACUAAAUUCUGUGGUGGAAAGACUUAUGUAUGUUUUGAUUUCAUCAGGCUGAUUUUCCAACAGUUCAGGAUUUCUAGAUCUUACAAAUUUUGUUUAUAGACCAACACAUUGUACAUAACCAUAGAUGAUAUAUAUUUGUAAGUAUUUUUUCUUUUCACUGAUAUUAAUGGACUUUAUUUCCCAUCGUAUUCAAAUAAAGCAUUCUUGAGGCAUUGAAAA